UUAUAGAAGAUGGUGAGGUUUCAUGGAGAGCUUGAUCCCAUGAGUCCGGGGAGCGACAUGGAGACGACUCUUGAAGAAGAAGGAGAAAUGGAGGAGAUAAGCUACCGUGAUCUGAAGAAGCGGAUGUGGAAGGACCGGCUUCGCAUGCAGAAGUUCAAGGGCGACCGGGAGGCGGCGGCGGCGGCGGCCGGGAAAGAAAUUUUGGGAGACGACGGCGACGAGGAAUCGGCGUCGGAGAAACAGGUGGAAGCGUCGCGGCGGAAGAAGAUGGCGAGGUCUCAAGACGCGGUUCUCAAGUACAUGGUGAAGAUCAUGGAGGUGUGCAAAGGGCAAGGGUUCGUGUACGGGAUCGUGCCGGAGAAGGGGAAGCCGGUGACGGGGUCGUCGGAAAGUCUGAGAGAGUGGUGGAAGGAGAAAGUGAAGUUCGAGAAGAACGCCCCGGCGGCCAUAGCCGAAUACCUCCCAAAACUAGUCGGAUUAGUAGAAGACACAAACUUUUCCGGCGACCCAAAUUCCAGCUUCAUCUACCUUCUCCAAGAUCUCCAGGACACCACUCUGGGCUCCCUCAUGUCCGCCCUAAUGCAACACUGUCUCCCUCCCCAGCGGAAGUUCCCGUUAGAGAAAGGGCUAGCGCCGCCGUGGUGGCCCACCGGAACAGAGCUCUGGUGGGGCGAUCAAGGCAUGGCUCAAGAACACGGCCCCCCACCCUACAAAAAGCCCCAUGACCUUAAAAAAGCCUGGAAAAUCAGCGUUUUAGCCGGAAUCUUGAAACACAUGUCCCCAGAUUUAGACAGGAUGAAACGCCUCGUCAAACAAUCCAAAUCUCUGCAAAACAAAAUGUCCGCAAAGGAUACUACGACGUGGUCGAAAAUCGUUACCCGAGAAGAAGACCUCAUCAAACUCGCCCAGAAAGCCCUCCGGCUUGAUCCAGGACCAGAACUAGAAGAAGAAGAAGAAGAAGAAGAAGAAGCUUCUUCUCUGACGCACGACAAGAGAAAGUGCACAUUCGAACGAGAAAUCGCGACAGAGAUUAUCCCACUGUACGCGUGUCAGAAUCUUCAGUGCCCGCAGAGCGAUCCAGGAUUCGGAUUCCCCGACAAGUCUUCGCGAACUGAGCACCAACAAAUCUGUCCCCAUCGCGACGACCACAACCUUGAUUUCGGCAAAAACUAUGUCGUUCCUAGCUUGAUCACAGAAGGAGAAGGAGGCAUAGAUACAGGCCAAUUCCCAGACUGGAUCAACGAGGAUAUUCAGAGAAUCUUCCAUGAAUACAACGGCCAGUUCGUCAAUGGCGGCGCUGGGAACUUCUUGACCGACAAUAUGACAGAACAACAGUUUAGGUAUGAUCCGCCCAUGCCAAGUGAUGAAGCUUCCACUUCUGGUUCAACUUCUGUCUGGGAUUUAGCAUACGAUGAUAUCGAUCGAGACUAAAAAUUUUAAUUUCAUUACUAGGAA
Ipomoea nil (Japanese morning glory) is the source of this 1455-nucleotide messenger RNA. RefSeq names its product putative ETHYLENE INSENSITIVE 3-like 4 protein. Lineage: Eukaryota; Viridiplantae; Streptophyta; Magnoliopsida; Solanales; Convolvulaceae. Gene Ontology annotation, cellular component: nucleus. Gene Ontology annotation, molecular function: DNA-binding transcription factor activity; DNA binding. The coding region runs from base 10 to 1431 and encodes 473 amino acids. The transcript has a single exon. The record is from RefSeq and is a predicted model, not a curated record.